This is a messenger RNA of Cyphellophora attinorum, 420 nucleotides long. RefSeq lists its product as uncharacterized. NCBI's taxonomy places the organism in Eukaryota, Fungi, Ascomycota, Eurotiomycetes, Chaetothyriales, Cyphellophoraceae. The transcript has 2 exons. The coding region runs from base 1 to 420 and encodes 139 amino acids. The record is from RefSeq and is a predicted model, not a curated record.
AUGGCGGAGGCAAGACAAGGGAUCGACAAGCUUCGCCUGAGAAUUCUGCGUUUACAGAGGCAAGCCGAACCGAGCCCGACGGGAAACGAUGUUGAUCGGUCAUACUCGGAAUGGAUACGUGUCGAGAGUGUGCGUCGUACCAUUCUUGUUUCCACAUUUGCAGAGUCAAUCUUCCUUGCCGCAACAGAGGGUGUGUGCACAACGGUCGGAUUUAUGGCGCUGCUGCCAAUUACUGUCUCGGGAGCGCUGUGGGCGGCUAAAGAUGAACAAGCGUGGCGAGAAGCUCGCACGACGACUGGCUUAGAGGUGAUGCAGUAUGGGGAUGCUGUCGAGUUAUGGAGGCGCAGAGGAUCUGACGACAUGCUGGAAGAGCUACAACAGAUCCUCGUUGCUGCAUGUAUGGCCGCUGUGACGAGGUAG